Molecule: messenger RNA, 2377 nt
Organism: Pseudogymnoascus verrucosus
Lineage: Eukaryota; Fungi; Ascomycota; Leotiomycetes; Thelebolales; Thelebolaceae
Exons: 1
Coding region: 92-2377 (761 amino acids)
Source: RefSeq, a predicted model, not a curated record
CUUCACUGUAUCAAGUGAACCUCUUGUGUUCUCUCCCUGAAGUUGUCUACUUCUCUCAUUGCAUCAAAGCGAACCAAGGCGCAUCAAAACUAUGCGCCUCCUGGGAAGCUUCGCUCUUUUGGCUGUACCCCUCUUUGGGAAAACCAGUGCCACUCCUAUUGCUCCAAGAAGUGGCACUAGCACUGAGAGUAUUACUUACAUCACUCCAAUAUGGGAGGGAGCUCUUGCUUCUCACACGAGGAGCGAUGACCUUGCCGUCCUUUCAACCAUGAAGACCCUACUGGGCCUCGGUGGAACUUAUACCAAGCUAGGCUGGUCUUUCUCGUCCUGGGCACUCAGUCGCGAUAUCCACGGCCCGGACAGUGAUUACUCCUUUGACCCGACCAACCUCAACCACAUGCUUGAUCUAGCCGUUUCUUCUGACCUGCCGAUUCUCGUCCACAUGAAUAAUGGGAGAUGGGCAGACUGCUGCACUCCGAAUUCAAGCGGGGGCUGGGGCGAUGUUCUGCUGGAUAUCAUUGCCGCACAGCCCAACACGACCGUAUUGAACAGCUCUGGUGGCUCGUUGUUUAGCCAUAAUGGGGGAAACAACUACUUCACUCUUUCGCGCCUGAAUACCGUCUAUCGCAACUACAAGAAACGCAAUAUCCAGGCUUCUACCGAAGCAAUUGUAGAAUGGGCGGCCGCACACCCAUCUCUCUUUGUGGGCGUCAGCCUCGACUCCGAAACGAUCAUGCCGAACAAUGGAGCAGACUAUAACCCACUCGCAACGGAAGAGUGGAGGCAGUGGCUCCAGAACAUUGGUAUCUACGGCCCAGGUGGAGCCUACUUCGGUCAAGGCCGCACCCCCGCGUUCUCGGGCAUCGAGUCCUUCAACAGUGCAAUGGGAACCACAUUCGCCUCCUGGAACGCCCUCCAGCCACCGCCCUCUAUCACGCCCGGCCAGACAUUCAGUGAAGAAUGGAAUCGUUGGCGUGUAACUCUCAUCAACCACGCCGUCGCUGAUGAGACCUUUUGGAUUGCUGAGGCUGGCGUCCCCCGCGCCCUCGUCUACGGCCAUCAAACUCCCCGCCUCGAUGACUACGGCUUUGCUGACGCCCUUGAAACCGCAACAGCCGCAAACGGCGCGAGCGGUGUCACGUACUACGCCUGGACUCCCAGUGAUAUUGGGCAGGUAGACAAUCCCCUACGAGGCACAGGCAAGAACAACUUCGGCGUUUUCGAAUUGAACCCGCUCACCACGGAUGCAACAAGGUCGUAUAAUACGCUACUCACUCUUGUAAACGACGGCAUUAAGGUCAUCUGCCCAAACUCGUGGGAAUCAGACCAGGCAACCAAAGACCAGUACGCCCUCUUCGGGUCACCGAACUGGGGCGACACAUUUGGACUUGCCCUUAACAAGUUCCUCGCCGACCGCGCCGAGAUCCCACGGAACAUCCAGCCACCGCCUUGGAAUCCAGGGAACCGCGUUGUCGAUUUCUACGACGCCUUCCCCGCUGCCACCAGCUCGGGGCCGGAUAACCAUCUAGAACCUGCUGGCUCUGUCGGAGGUGUCAUUCGGAAAUCAGUCUACUCUGCUGUUGGUGGAGUUAUCAGCUACUCCGUUGCUCUCCCCGCCGUUUCCGGAACACAACGCCUCAAUCUCUGGACCUCAGUCGGAAUCCGCGACGGCGCCGGCAACGGCGGUGAAUCCACCUUCCAAGUCACUAUCAAUGGCCAAAACCUCUUCGGCACUGGUCUCCGCCUCAACAAAAGCUUUUGGGUCUGGAAGCACUGGCUCCCCGCCAUGGUCGACGUCACUCCGUGGGCCGGCAGCACGGUAACAUUCGCUUUUACGACUACAGGUGAGAACUACUACGGCUGGACGACAUGGGGCGCACCUGCUAUCUACGCAUCUGCUACUGGCAAUGACCUCGCGGCAGGGAAGAGUGUGAGCGUCAGCUCGUCUGAUGGUGCUGGCGCGGGCUGGGACUCGGGGUUCCUCACGGACGGGAACGUGGAUGGUGACGUGCGAGGACGCAUUGGGUGGUCGUCUGUCUCACACGCUAGUGCUACUGGGAGCGAGUAUGCGAGUGUGGACUUGGGAUCUGAGAGGAGUAUCGGACGCGUGGUGCUAUUUGCGCGUUCUGACCUUGUGGAGGGUACGGGAUCGGGGUUUCCAGUUGAUUUCAAGAUUCAGGGGAGUGGAGAUGGGGCAGCAUGGAGGGAUUUGCUCGUGCAAACGGGGUUUCCAGCGCCGUUGGCUGGGGAGGGAUUGGUAUUUGCGUUUCCUAGUGCGAACGCGAGGUGGGUGAGAGUUGUGGCGAGUAAGUUGGGUGGGGUAGGGGGUGAGAAUUGGUAUAGGAUGCAGUUAGGGGAUUUCCAAGUUUACGCGUGA